AUGACAAGCCUCGCGACAUACACGGAUGCUAUUGUCACAUUGCGGCCGAGUCAGCUCCAAAAGCUCGAGAGUCUCGGCUUGUACUACAAUUCGCCAGAGCCAGCAAUAAUUUGUAUCGAAUGCGGCUUCGCCAUUAACCCUACGCGCGCGCCGCGUCACCCGGGCGACAGGCACCAUAUACCCAAGUCUGCCCGCCGUGGUUUGAAGCCUCUAAUCUAUUCUCUCAAUCUUCCAAACCCAGAGACACUUCCACUGCGACCAAACGGCUCGCCGCCUCACCCAAACCUUACGGUAUACAAGGGUUCGGCCUGUAAACAUUGUGGUCUUCGCUCUAUCAGCGAAAAGGUCUUCCUAGCCCAUGUGAAGUCAAAGCACAGCAAAGACAUCAAGCUCGCAGCUCGGCAGCAGAAGCGACACUGGCUACAUGAUCACAUCCAGCAAGGCUUGUUAUUUCAGAGCUGGUCAGCGAACGACAUCCGAAGGUCAUGGGUUAUCACCGAUAACAACCCUGGCCGUGGCUCUCUAUCUUGUAGUACUCUCCUGCAAGCUAGUCCCGACGCCGUUAAGCACCUUGUCGAAAAGCUCUUUGCUGAUGAGCGUGCAACAUUGAAGGAAAUACAAGGAGGCCUUACGAGACUAUAUGACAGUGCAGCACCGGCAUGUAUCGCCUUACAGACGAAUUGGAUGCGGCGUACUGGCUGGGAAACGAUGUUCAAAGAUACACGUCGUGAUAUCCUUGUUGCGCUUACGGAGUUACCUAAUUGCAGGACCGACCAGCCUAUGCCCCUGGGUAUCCAGGGAGAAGAAGUAAUCUAUAGCCUGGCGCGAGAUGAACGAAGGUUGGCAUCGAUGAUGGUAGCGCUUGAUCGCCUCCUCGACCAAUGCGGCGAGACCGUCCGGAGAACUGAUGUGUGCCUGAGAAGGUGGCUUCGUUCCAGGUUCCCAGACCGCCCCUACAAAGCGCCCUUUGAGCUGGUGGCAAAGUCGUCUUCAGAGAAGCUCUACCGGAAGGAAUUGAAGCGUUUUAUCUGCUUCUGGCUUCGAUUGUCCAGAUUGUUGCCGAUGACUAUGCGGGCAAUUUCAGGCCGAGCGAUGAACAAACAUCAGUUUAGAGCUCUUCGUGAGCUCUGGGUGGAUGGCAUCUGGCAGUCUGAGGGGCCUGCUGAUAUGGACCGUACCGAUAACCAGGAUGGAGGGCAGAGUAUGAACGGUGAUGAGAGUGGCGAUGAUGAGGGUGAAGAAGAGGAGAAUGAUGAUGAUGAUGAAGAGGAUGAAGGCGAGGACGAAAGUGAAUGUGAGGAGAGUGAUGAACAGGACAAAUCAGUGGCUAUAGAAGCAGGUGAUCUCUCUGACGCCGAGUCGACUUCCGCUUGGCCUUUGGACAGCCAGGAGCAACUCUCCCAAGACCCCGCGGCCGACAUCUUACUGCGCUUUUGUUACUUUGCUAUCACCGAGGACUUUGAAGGUGGGCUCGCGAGCUCGACGAUGCUGGUGUACUUCAGUGCUGUACGCGGGCUGUCAACCCCUGACGGCAACGAAUACCUCCAGCCUUACCGGUUCACCCCCAUCCUAGCGAGACUUAUAUACUGUUUUCGGUUGGUCUUUCUCGAAGCAUUGCUGCCGCGUUUUUCACGUAGCUACGGUGGUAUUGCGCGUCCGCCGCGUCACGGGCUGCUGCAAAGGCUCAAUGCGGCCCGCCGCGAGUACAUGUGUGAUGGCACGUUAGCGCCUAUGGGCGAGCUCCUGAGUCUUCUGUCUUAUGGCAAUGCUCUUCGGCGGCCUCAAGGGUCGACUUUCCGAUUUCAUUGGAGCGAUGACGGCGAAGUACUGUCCUGGCAUGGCAACCAACAACUUUCGAUGGUAGACUUCCGUGGCCUGGCUUGUGAAGUGCUGCGCUCAGUCGCGGCAUCCUGCUCACGUUUGAUGUAUGAUUGGGAGCCUGCAUAUGUCGAUCUGUCGCAGAUUCUGGAUAAUUUAUCAACAACAACGCCAGGCUAUUCCUUCGUUUCUGACACCGCCAAUAAGCUGUCAGAUGCUCACCUUGAAUUACUCCUCAGGGCAUGUGUCUCCCCGAUUGACGGUCUGCUCCAAGAACAGGGCAAAGACCAGAGUACCUGGGAUGUCAAAGCUGCUCAGUCCUACUUGGAUGCCCAUGAUAAUUUCCUUAAAGGGCUUAUGGUGCUCUCUAAUUUCGAUGGGGGCCAAUGUGCGCGAAUUUCGGAGCUUUUGACAAUAGAAUGCUUCAAUACGCCUUCAAGGGAGCGAGGGGUUUGCGUAUGGGGUGGGAAAAUGUGCUCAAUUAUCAGGCACCAUAAGGCUCGGGUAGCGACUAACAACGAGUUCUACGUCGCACGCUUCUUCUCCCCACCUGUGUCUCGGCUCAUUUUUCAGUACCUCGUCUAUAUACGACCGGUCGCAUUAACAAUACUGCGCAGAUGUUUUCACCGUGAACAUACUGAUGCACUUCUCUUCUCGCCGCUCUCGCGAGUAGGCCCAAAAUCAACACCCUGGACCGCCUCAACGUUUACCAAGGAGCUCCGGCGGCACUGCAACGCCGCUACAGGUAUCCCAUCUGGCAUUGGGGUCCAAAUGUAUCGUCAAAUUUCAAUUGCCAUUACGGAACGGCAUGUUAAUGCCGCUGCUGCUCGUUUUAAUAGAUUUAACGAUACCACUAGGACGGCAGGGCAUGGUGUGGCUUACGCGUGGCAGAGCGGACACAGACCCAUGCAGCGGCAUACAACCUACGGCCGUGACGGCGCCUUUCCGACUCAUCUUCAACCUGCGCUACUUCGAACCUACGAACAGGCUUCGAUAAGCUGGCAUUCCUUCUUAUGGGAAGAAGGUGACAGAUUUAGUUAUGUCUCAGCCGAGGCCGAGCAUGCCGAGUUGAACAACGUGAGCGCUAGUGACAGCCUAACACCAUCUCACAAGCGGCCAUUUAUAUCAGACUCGGCUGAGUCACCCUUUAUCAGCAAGAGACAGCGAUUAAGACUCGAUUUGUUAUCUACGAGUGAUACUAUGGCAGCCGAAGUCAUAAAUCAGCCUAGCAGCGAAGAAUCAUUGCCUGUUCGAAUCGACGAAGACGCUACUUCGUUUACCUGUGACUCUAUUCCGUGUCCAUCGCCCGAGAGGUAA
Messenger RNA from Fusarium redolens, 3135 nucleotides. RefSeq lists its product as uncharacterized. The transcript has 2 exons. Lineage: Eukaryota; Fungi; Ascomycota; Sordariomycetes; Hypocreales; Nectriaceae. Bases 1 to 3135 code for a protein of 1044 amino acids. The record is from RefSeq and is a predicted model, not a curated record.